Messenger RNA from Lethenteron reissneri (Far Eastern brook lamprey), 3328 nucleotides. RefSeq names its product meprin A subunit alpha (gene MEP1A). NCBI's taxonomy places the organism in Eukaryota, Metazoa, Chordata, Hyperoartia, Petromyzontiformes, Petromyzontidae. The record is from RefSeq and is a predicted model, not a curated record. Gene Ontology annotation, molecular function: protein binding; metalloendopeptidase activity; zinc ion binding. Gene Ontology annotation, biological process: proteolysis. Gene Ontology annotation, cellular component: membrane.
ACGCCUAAUAAAGACAUUGUAAGGCGAUUCGUCGCGAUAACGGUGAAUGAAGGUAGCGGAUAUCUCCGACAGCCGAGAACUUUGCUCCUUGGCUGGGCAAAGUCCAGGAGGAGUUUUAAAGUGCCGAGCAGAGAUACAGAGGCCCCGGCAGGAGAAGGGAGAGGGUCUUCAGAGGGAAUUGCGUUGGCGUUGAAACGGCGCGGAGGACAAGAAAGAGGACACCCAAAAAAGUGGCAUUUGGGAUCAUGGCGAGCCUGUGGGGUCUCCUCCUGACCCUCGCUCUGGUCGUGGGACAUGCGGUCGCCUUCUCGGUGAAUCCGGAUGGAAAAAUAGAGGAGGACCUUGAUGAUGUCAUCGACAUCCCUCAGAUCAACCGCGAUGUCAUGGUUCGAUUGACUCAGGGCGAUAUCUUCGGGCCAUCGUCCCCGAAGGAGAGGAAUUCCAUCAUUGGCGAUGAAUACAUAUGGCCCAUGCCCAUCCCAUACAUCCUCUCCGACAGCCUGGACCUGAACGCCAAGGGCGUCAUCCUGCAGGCCUUCGAGCAGUUCCGACUCAAGUCGUGCCUCGACUUCAGACCUUACGCGGGCGAUCGCGACUUCAUCCGCUUCCAGAAGCUCGGCGGGUGCUGGUCAUCGGUGGGGAACGUCCGCGGCGGACAGGAGCUGUCGAUCGGUCAGAACUGCGACCAGAAGGCCGUGGUGGAGCACGAGAUCCUCCACGCGGUGGGGUUCUGGCACGAGCAGUCGCGCUCCGACCGCGACGACUACGUCACCAUCCAUUGGGACGAGAUCUUGGCCGGAAAGGAGAACAACUUCGACAAGUACCCCGACGACGAGGUGGACAACCUCAACACGCCGUACGACUACGAGUCGGUGAUGCACUACGCGCCGCUCUCGUUCAACAAGCAGGACGGCGUGCCCACCAUCACCACCAACAUCCCCGAAUUCGACAGCGUCAUCGGCCAGCGCCUCGACUUCAGCGGCUACGACCUGCUCAAGCUGAACCGCCUCUACGGCUGCACCUCGACCACUACACUGCUCGACCAGUGCGACUUCGAGGAGAUGAACAUCUGCGGGAUGAUCCAAGACCAGCAGGACACGGGCGACUGGGUCCACAUGUGGUCAGGGGGCCCCAACGGGAACGACCACACAGUGGGCGGGAAGUGUCCAGGCAAGGGCCGCUUCAUGUUUGUGGACACGAGCGUGGGCGAGGCCGGGAGCUCGGCGCUGCUCGAGUCGCGCAUACACUACCCGCGCCGCAGCAGCCAGUGUCUGCAGUUCUCCUUCAAGAUGACCGGCAGCGACAAGGACGUCCUCGCAAUCUGGGUCAGGCUGGACGACGGCACCGGCGCCGUGCGCAAGAUGGUGAAGAUCGGCACCGUGCAAGCCUCGGUAAUGAACCAGUGGGAGAUGGCUCACCUCGUGCUGCCCGCCGCCGUCAAGUUCCGCUACGUCUUCCAAGCGGUGCGCGGCUCCUCCAACGCCUCCGCCGCCGGCGGCAUCUUGCUGGACGACGUGAGCCUCUCCGAGCGGAACUGCCCGACGGGGGUCAUGCGCAUCCCCGACGCCGUCAACCUCAUGAAUACGUCGGUGCCGGGAACCAAGAUCUAUAGCCCGGCGUUCGUCAGCCCUGAGGGCUACGGCUUCGCCAUCGUCGUGUACCCGCACGAGCUCAGCUCGUCCAACGCGAGCCACCUUGGCGUGCGAUUCCAGCUGCUGAGCAGGCCCGACGACGACGUGCUCGAGUGGCCCGCCGCCAACCGCCAGGCCGUCAUCACCAUCGUCGACCAGAACAGCGACGUGCGACUGUGCAUGUCCAACGUGCGCACGUUCCUCUCGGACGACACGCGGCUCGUCCAGAACACGGACAAGCUGUUCUGGGACCGUCCUUCCGUGACGGGCAACUUCGAUCCACUGUGCAACUGUUUCCGCGGGCCGCUGCUGGGCUGGCCCACGUUCAUCUCGCACGAGUACCUACGCAAGAGGGACUUCCUCAAGGGCGGAGACCUCUACAUCUUCGUCGAGUUUAACGAUCUCACUCACCUCAACAAGACGGAGGUGCCGGUCGCACCCGUCAGCGCCAUCGCCACUGGCGACGACGUCGCCGUUGACAAGAUCUUCGCCAACAUCGACGCCGCCGCCGCCGAUGUCAUCGCCCCGCGGGAGCCGCUCGCUCCGAUCUCGGGAGACGGCGCCGCCCCGGCUCGCGGGGACGCCGGACGCGCGCCGAUGGCGGAGAGGCUGGCGAGGUCACGGCGCCACGCCGACGGCUCCGAACAGGCGCAGGGGCUGGGCCCCUGCGAGCCGAACCCGUGCCGCAACGGGGGCCUGUGCCUGGUGGAGGGCGGGCGCGCCAGCUGCAGGUGCCCUUCGGGCCGCGCGCUCUGGUACUCGGGCGAGCUGUGCGAGACGUCGCGACUGGGCGGUGCGCUGAUGGGUGUCGUCCUGGGCGGCGUGACCACCCUGCUCAUCACCUCGGUGCUCGGGGCCACCUUCCUGCGAUCGAUGAGGCGGCGGCGGCAGGCGGCGUCAAUAUGACGCAACAAAUGGGGGGGGGGGGGGCAGCCGCGUGCACGAGGGAAAGAGGAGCCGAGGUGCAGAGAGAAAGGGAUGAGAAGGGAUGAGAGGGAUGAGCGGGGAGGGAGGAGAGGCAGGGAGCAGGGAGGGGGGAGGGGGCGGGCGCUGCAGGGAGAGGUUGAGGUAGUGGCAGUGAAAGGUGACAUUUCUUAAUUAUGGUUUAGUUGAUGCCAAUUUUAAAUGCGGCUGAAAAUGCUGGCGAUGUAGAUCUUCAACACAUGUAUACAUGUUAUUGAUCAAUCGCUGAAUAUUACAUCAUUUCCGCACAGUCUCGCUGUGCUUAGAUUAGCGGUAGCGACGUAUUUUGUUUUAUGGUCUACAAUGAGUGCAUUAAAUACAUUUUCAAAAAUGCACAUUGCUGCGUGUGAUGAUAAAAGCAACCAAGAGAGCUGGCAGUCCGACGGCACCACCGACUCCGGCUGGCCAGAAUCGCCACUGAAAUGCAUUACCCAUCACCCCCUGGGGUGAACAAUUGGCCCAUUUACACUACCAAAUCUCUGGGCUUUCCCUCCAUGCACAACUGGAGGGCCUUUGGGCCAUUCAGCACAGCAAAUCACGUAACAAUUAAGUGUUUUAUCACUGGUCCACCACGCUUCUGCAUCAGUGUUUCCAGGAGCUGGUGGUUAAGCAAAUAUUAUUAAAUGCUUAUUAACCAAGUUCAAUUCGGGGGAGGUAAUUUGCCCGAUUGCCGAUGGAGACGUUGGAGCAUUGCAGUAAAAAAAUCGGAAAAUAAACAUUCACCAACACGUGAA